Zymoseptoria tritici IPO323 is the source of this 2055-nucleotide messenger RNA. RefSeq lists its product as uncharacterized. Gene Ontology annotation, biological process: DNA-templated transcription; regulation of DNA-templated transcription. Gene Ontology annotation, molecular function: DNA binding; DNA-binding transcription factor activity, RNA polymerase II-specific; zinc ion binding. Lineage: Eukaryota; Fungi; Ascomycota; Dothideomycetes; Mycosphaerellales; Mycosphaerellaceae. The coding region runs from base 1 to 2055 and encodes 684 amino acids. The transcript has 2 exons. The record is from RefSeq and is a predicted model, not a curated record.
AUGCCGCCUUUGAGGACGGACCGUGAUAAGCCCAGGCAAGAUCCGGUCUCGUGUCAAGUCUGCCGCCAAAAGAAGCUCAAGUGCGAUAGAAAGCUGCCAUGCUCGAAUUGUCGCAGCCGAAAAGUGACAUGCGAGUACCAGAAUCGUGAAGGCGAUCGGCAGGUGACUGUAGACAACGGUGAGGAUGACGGCAGAGAUGACCUUCGAGCAGAGAACCGGGCCAUGAGAGCCAGGCUCGACAGACUUGAGCAGGUCGUCUUUCAAACAUCAGCUCAAACUAUUACACCCCUGCUCAAUGGCACACCUACCGCCACGCUGCGCGCUGUCACCACACCCGCUGAGCAUCGUUCAAGGACGGACGCUACUCGAGCUGAUGAAGAUUCGCACCUCCUGGAGAGCGUUGGAGCUCAUGGCGACGUCGUACUACCUCCAUACGCUGCUCGUAUCGCGAUCCACUUGCAGGACCUGCAGCAGUCGUUGACGCCUCAUUUGUGGUCGGAAGUCCGCAACAUCAGCAUCCCCACCGCCGAGGUCGCAUAUGUGUUCCUCGAUGCAUAUGCAAUUCACCUCGACUCCCUGCAGCAUCUCCUCCACAUUGAAAGCACGCGCCGGUUGUUUGCUCGCACUUAUGACCGGAUACGGAGAGGCCAAGAAGUCGACGCAGGAGCGCUAUGUCUCAUCCUGGCCAUCUGUGCCUCUGUCGCCUACUAUUACACUGAAGGCUCCUCGAGCGGCAACGAAAUCUUCGACAGCGUCGAUACGGCGUACAGUUUAGCGGUACACUGGGCUAAGCAGGGCUUGUACGCAAUGGAGCAGAUACAGAUCGCCACCACAAGCGAGCCGACAUUGGAAGCCGUCCAAAGUUUGGUCAUGCUGGCGUUCGUGUUCUAUCAUAUGGAAGGCUUCACAUAUCGAGUGAGAUGCAUGCAUCCCCAAGCUCUCCACAUGGCUCGAUCCCUGGGGAUGAACACGAUGGAUCAUGGUGGAGGUCAACCCCAGCCAUACGAUCAAGACGAUGUCAUCGACCGCGAGGUUCGUCGAAAGGUAUGGUGGCACUUGACGAGCACCGAUUGGAUCCUGGCGUUCAUGGGUGGCUCUCAAGGAGACCCAAGCUAUUCAACACGGCCGGAGAACAUGAAGGUCAACCUUCCGCGGAACCUCAAUCAGCAGGACCUCGAGUCGCAAGAUGGUCAUUUCACUCGACCCGCGGAGGAGCCCACAGGCAUGGCAUACUACCUGCAGCGUAUCAAGCUCGCAGCCAUUUGCCGUGAGGUAUUCGAGACGCUGUGGCAACCUAUGCGGUUUGGGGAUCCGGCCGAUUUUGACUACAACAUUGUCAGUGUCCUCGAUGCGAUGUUUGAGAACCAAUUGAGCGACCUGCCUCGGUUUAUGCGGUUGGACAUUCCUGAUGCGCAACUGCGAGCCGAGUAUGGUGUGCUGUUCACCCCGGCUCUCGACCUUCAACGAUUGAUUAUUCAUCUCAUGAAUCACAGCAGACGCUGCCGCAUACACAUGCCGUUCCUGAUUCGAGCGAAAAACGAUCCACGAUUUCAGUCAUCACGGCGGAAAGGAUUGCAGUCUGCCCGAGCGGUGGUGGAGAUCCGACGACUGGCCAUGUCUGAUAAAGAGUCUGGCGUCGCACCCUUGAAGCUGGGCGGCGUACUUCAGCACAUCUUCUAUGCGACCAUCGCGCUCGUCAUGGAUCUCUGCGUCAACCGCGACGACGAAGGCGCAAGCCUAGCCGAAGUCCGAGAGGUCCUCCGCAUUGUUGCAAACACCAGGACGUCUUCUCCGAUGGCUAGACGUUUCCACGAAUCUCUUACCGAGACUUUACGGAAGCACAAUGUCGUGCUGCCGGAUGUCGCCGCGCCCACGAAUAGUGCUUCCGUGAAUGGCACAGCGACUCUGCCGCUCGACUAUGCUGCCGAUGUAGCACCGUCGAUCGAUCUUGGGGGUGACGAGUUGUGGGAGCAAUUUCUCAAUACCACGGCACCAGCUUGGAGUGCUCAGGACUGGGAUUCGUUGCUCUUCGACAUCGAUAUGCAGUCUAUGUGA